This is a messenger RNA of Pieris brassicae (large cabbage white), 959 nucleotides long. RefSeq lists its product as uncharacterized. The record is from RefSeq and is a predicted model, not a curated record. The coding region runs from base 38 to 400 and encodes 120 amino acids. Lineage: Eukaryota; Metazoa; Arthropoda; Insecta; Lepidoptera; Pieridae. The transcript is spliced from 4 exons.
ACUAAGUGUAGCUAAUCAGUCCAGCCAAUUACGCAAGAUGUACACAAAACUCGCUCUCUUCACCCUCUUAGUCGCCGUGGCCGUGGCAGUGCCAACACCAGGAGGCUUCGGUGGACACAAGCACGUGACCAUCCACGUACCGUACAAAGUACGCACCAUCCACCAUCAUCAUGUCUCCAAGGUACCGGUGCCAAUCCACGUGCCUGUGGUAAAGGAAGUGCCUGUGAUCAAGGAAGUACCUAUCUUCAAACAUGUACCAGUCCCCGUGAUCCAGCACGUACCAUACCCGGUGAUCAAGAAGGAAAUCAUAGAGAAGGAGGUGAUUGUGCCUAUCCAUCACCAUGAAGAGCACAUCUCCCACGGAUGGGAGGGCGAGUCGUUGUCGCACGGCUGGAACUGAACGUCUCUGUUAAUUAAGGAAUUAGUCUAAGAUAAUAUUAAGAAACCUCAACUCAUCGUCAUUGUAAAUACAAACAGUAUUACUUAUAUACGGAAGUGUAUGUAUGUGGAACAUGAAGCCGUAUUUUCGUUCAAUUUUAAUUAAUCACAAAAGACAUAGUUUAAUCUAUUUUAUAGAUUGUUUUAUUCACGUCAGUGUUCUUUUUAAGAUGUGAUUUGUUCGUAUUAAUUCUUUUUUUUAAAACAUGUAUAAUAAUUUUGAUCUUGGACCUUUUUGGCGCCUAAGUUUCAGCACCGGGUUUCAGGCUCUUUCCCUCAGAUGCAAUGUCUCUAGACCAUCAGUCGUAUUUGGAACAACUUAAUUUGUUUUUCACUUUUAUUUCAACUAUACAUUCUAUUCGAUUCAUAAUAAUCAGAAAGUUAUACGGCUGCAAAUUUGUAAAAAAAUCUGUACUGUGAUAAAUGUAACUCGAUUUGAUAAUUGUAAUGAUUUUGGAUACCUUGCUUAACACAUUUGUAUAUACAGUAACCAAAGAAAAUAAACGAUGAAUAUUUUUUAA